Molecule: messenger RNA, 690 nt
Organism: Patiria miniata (bat star)
Lineage: Eukaryota; Metazoa; Echinodermata; Asteroidea; Valvatida; Asterinidae
Exons: 1
Coding region: 1-690 (229 amino acids)
Biological process (GO): DNA integration
Molecular function (GO): nucleic acid binding
Source: RefSeq, a predicted model, not a curated record
AUGGUCAUUACGAGAUGGCCAAGCAACAAGCAGGAGGUACCCCUAUGUAUCCGCGAGUAUUGGCCCUACCGGGAUGAGCUAGCCACACAGAAUGGUAUCAUCUUCAGAGGCACCAGAGUUGUGAUACCCACCAAUAUGAGACGUGAUCUUAUCGUCAGAGCCCAUGCAUCACACCUAGGGACCCAGAGCACCAUCAACAAAGCCCGUGAGAUAAUGUUCUGGCCACAUAUGAGCCAGGAACUGACUGAAGCCAUUCAGAAGUGCCCUUCUUGUCAGGAGGCCCAACCAGCAAACUGCAAAGAGCCUCUGAUGACGCAUCCCCUACCCACAGUGCCGUGGCAAGUUGUUGCCACUGACUGUUUCGAGCUAGACGGUCAGUCGUACUGUGUCUUUGUCGACUUGUACUCCGACUUCAUAGAAGUUGUGGAACUGGAGAACAUGACCACGGAGACUCUGGUGAAGAAAACCAAACCAGUCUUUGCCACACACGGCAUACUAGCUACGUUGAUCAGUGACAAUGGGCCAAACCUUGCCUCUCGUGAAUUCAGCCAAUUUGCUCGCGAAUGGGACUUUCGCCACAUCACUAUAAGCCCUCACCUUAGCAGAGCCAAUGGCAAAGCUGAAUCCGCCGUCAAGAUCGCAAAAGGUCUCAUCAAAAGAUCCAAACGCGAUGGUGGAGACAUGUGGUAG